GGCAGACCUGCAUGAACAAAGUAGGAGGCUAGUUGGCUAGUGAAACUAGUUUUGUUUUUUCCAUUUAUCUAAAAUCGUAACGUUAUCACUUCUGAGAACGUUCAAACUUUCAUCAAAUCAGACCAAAUGGGACCUAGUGUGGUUGAUAACACUUAAUUGCGUUUUACCCUCCUACCCUUUCGACGUAUUCAUAUUUUUUGGCAAUUUUUACGGUUCGCUGUUGAACGCGUUGACCUGGCUUGGAGAACAUGGCCAGUCCAGAACCGAAGCAAGCUGAGGCUGAGGGACCUUCAGUGCUGUGCAAGACCCCUUGUCCUGUGGACUUCUCUCAGUUCUCCCCUUCGAAAUUUGGCAUCUCCACCCAGAGCUUCACCCCUUCAUCUUCGAAAAGCAAAGAUAAAUCCAAACUAUCCAAGAUAAAGUCUCUGCGAAGGUCCUCCAUCGGUGCCCGGGGCUCUCCAGGGACCAAUAGCCUCAUCCACUUCAUGGCUCAGCACAGGGCGAAGACCCCUCCGGUUUUCAAAACCCCAGAGGCUUUCAAGAGGAGUCCCUUCCCAAUCAGAGUGUCGUCCACGCUUAAGCUGAAGAUGGCGUCUUUCCAGAGCCUAAUGGAUGUGGAGGAUGUGGAGGAGGGGGAACACUGUGAUCCAGGGGCCGGGCCAAAGCAGGAUCUGUCUGAUGGAGGUUUGGACAGCGAUAAGGAGAACUGCUCACCGAGGUCCGUACCGAGCAAGAGGAGGCGAGUGGGGGCCCCGGGGCUCUGUGUAUCUGAGAUUAGCGGGGCCAGCUCUCCUAUCUUACCACACUUCAGCGGCCAGGCACACCCAGAGGAAACGUCCUUUGAAGUCCAAAGCACCAGGACGCCUCCGCCGUCGGAGCUCGCGGAGCUGGUGGCGGUGGAUCUGCCGGCCCAGCGGCUGCUCUCCUUCCCCUCAUCGCCUUCCAGCCCGCCCCUGCUGGAGAUGAAGCCCUUCGUGGUGCCGUCGGAGGCAAACUCCACCCUGAAGAAGAACAAGAAGCAGGUGCGCUUCGGGGGGCCCCUGACCCCGGAGUUCUUCGACAAGAACCUGCCCCCCAGCACCCCUCUGCAGAAGGGCACCACGCCAGCGCGCGCCGAGCCCCCGACCCCCGGCCUGGGCCCGGGCUCUGGGCUGCGCUCGCUGCUCAAGACGCCCCAGCGGCCCGCGGGCUGGACGCCGCUGCCCCAGCCGGCCUUCUGCAGCCCCACCUUCGGGGCCUCGCCCACGCUCUCGUUCUCGUUGCAACGGGGUGCACAGACACCGGAGAACGAUUGCGAGAAGAUUGUGUUCCCUUCCCUGGAGGAGACGGACUUGCCACUUUUAACUGACGAAGAUGUGUUGGUGGUUCAGCCUUUGGACCUAAACCUGGCCUUCCAAGAGUCCCUCACAGAUGCCCCGUCAGGUGGUGCUGCUGCAGCAGAGCCCGGGGCCCCACCCUUGGAAGACCCUCAGGCCCCCCCAGAGGAGCCCCCACAAGCCCAGCUAGUAGGACCUGGACCUGAACCAGAGACCGCUGUCGACGCCCCGGCCAGCUCCGACACGCCAAUAAAAAAGGCAAGGUCAGAAGCAUCACCCCCUUCUGCGAUCCCUGCGCUGGUCAACUGUGUGAGGCAGAAGAGAAAGCUACCGACGGAGAAGACGGAACCUGUGAGGCGGUCGUCGCGCUCCGCUGCCAAGUCGGGCUGCGGCAAGAUGCAGAAGGACCGUGGGUGGGGGUCCAAGGUGGUGGACCGCUCCCUGUACGGCCAUAGGGAGUACGCUUCCAAGAACCCGGCCCUCAGUCCCAUCAGAGAGGGCCUGAGGGGCCGCAGCCCCUCGCCCUCCCCGCAGUCGCCUGGCAGCCGGAGGCGGAGCAUAGUCACAGGCGAGGACCCGGCCUGUCCGUCCUCGCCCACCUCCGAGCCAGCGAUCACCAGCCUCCCUGCCCCUGGCGGGGCCUCUAUGGCUCAUCUCACCCAGAAAGAGGACACCACCAGCAGCAACACCACACCACCACCCUCGGACGCCCCAGCCGACGCCGCCAUCCCCGACCAAGAGGUCUCCAGCUCGGGGAGGAAGAAGAAGAGGUCCAGCGGGCCGGCCAAGGAGCCGGCGCAGCGGCGGCGUAGGAAGGUCAGCGUCCCUGUGGAUGCCUGGCUCACGGAGGAGCCGCAGGAACAGCCGGAGGCCACGGUGACCGGGCCUGGGAGCAGCGUAGCCGAGACCAUGAGUGGGGACGACGAUGCGCAGCGCGGCCAGCCUCUCGUCGAGGACGGAGAGAAGGUAGAAGAGGAACAAGAGCCAGGGAGCCACACUGUUGACCCCGCUCCCACUGCACCCUGUCCGCCUUCAGAGGGGGAAGCGGUGGGAGGAGCGGGGAGUCGCGAGGAGGAGACGUCGGCCCUUGAGCCAACACGAGAAGAGGCCCCAGUUGAGCUGGCACCCUGGCAGAUGGCCUUUACACUUGAAGAUGUGUUCAAACGGGCGCCCGCAAAGGAGCAGCGCUCGGUCCGUCGGAGUCUGAGGAACCAGCGGAACAAGGAGGAACACUGUGGCAGCGGGGUCUCGGGGCUGGCCUGGCUACCCAAAAUCUCCCCGGAGUCGCUCGGGGUGACCCGGCGCAAUGCCCGCCGGAAAAACCAGGGCCGGAGGGCCAGCGCUUCCCUGGUCCUCAAGACCCCACUCACACACUGAGGCCUAUUCCCCCACUGCCGGAGCUCCAUUAGUCCAUUAGGAACAUUUUUAUGGGUAUCCAUCCUUUUAAUGGAAAACUCCCCCUGUUUUUGAUUAAAUAAAGGCCAUGGCUACCCAAACCUACUUCUUGGUUUCUUUUGUUACUGUGAGCCGAACUCGGGGGGGGGGGGGGGGUUCUGUUUAGCUGGGAUUCGCUAGAUGCCGUCUGUAAUUCUCCCCUCUUACCGAACCAAUCAAUAGACGGGAGAGUCCAAUCAUCUCAACCGACCACCGCCGCCUUCCAAUCAAUAAGUCUCCACUCGUGGUAAUCACUGUGCAUCUUUAGCCCUCCAGAGCUAUGGGAUCACCUCCCUCCCUGCCUCUUUCUCUGGGUCAAUACCCUGCUUGUACAGAGAUGGGUGCUUAGUGCCUGCAGAAGUAUCUAUGCGGUUGUAAUAACGCUCUGAUUUACCUCAUACUUAAGGGAUGCUGUGAAAUUGGUUCUUGAGUUAUCUGUGCUUCCACCGCCUUGUUUAUGUGUUGUUUCUGUAACCAGCCCGGCAUCACUUUGACAUUUCUACUUUUACAUUUAUAGCUAUUCUCCUAUUGUGAUUGCAUUCUUUGAUUGUUGGAGCUCCUCAGCCCACUUCUUUUCGCUUUGGAUGAAAUUGUAUAUAUACCUCACUAUCCUUUUUUUCUUGUGUUUUUUGUGUAUUCUUAUUGCCGAAAGUGUUACAUUAUUUUUAGACUAUGCAAGUUACAAUAUUUUAUAACGGCAACCAGUAAGCCUGUCAAUGAUGGGUUAAAGUAAUUGGGAAUGACAUGUUGGCUAUCAUCCAGCAGAGGGCCCCCUCUGUAUAGAGUUACUCUCGUUCCCCGAUGCGUAAACCCUCAAACGUGGAUUUAAAAUUUCUGCUGUCAUUCCCGGGAGCCGUACCAGACUUUUCACUUUGAAUUGACUGAAAUGAGUGGCCUUGAACUCGGGGGACUGUCUGUUCACAAUUGGCCCGUGUUUCAGCCUCCUUCCAUCUGCCAGAAUGCCGUGAGACGACGAGAGACUUUUGCUAUUCAAAUUCAGAAAGAAGAAGAAAAGCCAGCAGGUAUGAUGCAUGAGUCUAAAACCUCCCUUUGCGAUCAACUUUGAGUGAGUUUUCUCAAGGUCACCCCAGCGGUGCACACACCCGCGUACCUCUACUCAAAUCCUACAAAAUGAGUGAUGGAUGGCCCAAUAGGCCUACCUGUGAACGAUACAGGGGUUACCCAGAUGUGGAUCUUGGACUGGUGGGGCUUUAUCGCCAUCUAGUGGUAUAAUUGUAACACGGCAAAGUACAUUUUCUUCUCCAUAUCGAGCUUCAAAUUGGACAUAUAGACAUUUGUACAGAAAAUAAACAAAUUUUAAAUGAC
Messenger RNA from Gadus morhua (Atlantic cod), 4076 nucleotides. It is a transcript of the gene cdca2, whose product is annotated as cell division cycle associated 2. The record is from RefSeq and is a predicted model, not a curated record. Gene Ontology annotation, cellular component: nucleus; chromosome. NCBI's taxonomy places the organism in Eukaryota, Metazoa, Chordata, Actinopteri, Gadiformes, Gadidae. Bases 249 to 2693 code for a protein of 814 amino acids. The transcript has 14 exons. Gene Ontology annotation, biological process: regulation of mitotic nuclear division; regulation of chromosome segregation.